AUCUCAGUAACCACGGUAACGCCAGCUUUAUGUAAAAUGGCUCCAAAGGCGUCAAACGGCCCUCGGAGUUCUUACUGUUUAGCUAAUCAAUGUUAAAAUAUUUGAUAAUGCCUUUUUAUUAGCAUGUUCGCAGACGAAGCCCUGGACACGGUGAGUGUCCAGUCACUGUGGAGGAAGUCUCACGAGGCGGCGCAGGAGUCGGUAAGUUUGGGCAGCACCGAGUCUGCCCCCACAGAACUCUGUUCCAUCUUUCAGGUCUUACUCAUCCAUUCCCUUCAACAUCCCGGCGCUAAAGAGAAAGGCCUGCAUGUCACUAGUGUUUCCUGGAGUUGUACUGGCUCAGUCAUUGCCUGUGCCUAUGGUCGGAUUGACAAUGGAGACUGGAGCAAUGAGAAGUCAUGUGUUUGCACCUGGAACCUGGACCGUCGAGGCCUGCAUCACAGUCAGGCGGACCUGGUCAUAGAUGUUCCUACUGCAGUCACAGCUUUGUGCUGUCAUCCCAACCAGCCUUCCCUCAUCGCAGGGGGUCUGUACAGUGGAGAAGUGGUGAUUUGGGACACCAGUCGGACUCAAGACUCUGUAGUGGCUCAAACUAGGUUGUCUGCAGACAGCCACAGAGACCCUGUUUACCAGGUUUCCUGGGUGCCUCUGCAGAAGAAGGGAGAGUUCGGGGUGCUCAGUGCCUGCUCGGGAGGAAGAGUGCUGCUGUGGACGGUUGGUUUUGAGCAAGGCAGUUUUGUCCAGAAAGCCGCCUAUGCCGUGCUACAACAGCAGGUUCCCCACAGCAGCAGCCGUUUCAAGGCCCGCAGCAACAGCACUGUAGGUAUCACGUCAAUGGCUCUGUCCCCAUGGGAUUCUGACACCUUCCUCGUGGGGUCUGAGGGAGGCCUGCUGCUCAGAUGCUCCUUCUCUUCUCAAACACUAGCUGCAACAGCCUUUGAGGGCCAGAAUGCAACACUAAGAGCCCCGGCAGUCUUCUCAUUUAGGCCCCGCAGCGGCCCUGUCCAUUCCAUACACUGCUCCCCCUUCCACAGGAACCUGUUUGUGAGUGGAUCAACUGAUGGUCUGGUCCACCUUCACUCGCUGCUGCAGGCCAGCCCACUGCUCUCUCUCAGAGUUUCAGACUCUUACAUUUUUCAGGUGCAGUGGUCACCAACCAGGCCGCUGGUUUUUGCUGCAGCCACUGGAAAAGGUGAAGUGCAGAUGUUCGACCUGAGCCACAGGUCACUGAGAGCAGCAGCUACAAUUGAGCAGGGAGAUGCGGACCAAGCUGCAACUUGUUUGGCCUUCAACUGUCAGAAACCUCACCUCUUGGCUGUUGGAAAAACUGAUGGGACAGUCAACAUUUGGCAGCUGAGUGCCGAUUUGAUGGAGCAGAGCCCCAGAGAGAUCAGCCAGUUGGAGAAAAUAGCCAAUCAAGUGGCAGAGUGACACGGAUUAGCAAGGACAGAGACUGCACCAGCCUGACACACUGACAACAACAGUUGUUCCAAGUCUGAAACAGAAAUAAAUCCAGAACAGCAGAUUCCAGUUUUAACCAGUAGCGUUUAUUAAAGCACACUGCAAAUGUUAAGGUGGUGUUACAUCAUUGUUGCAAGGUUCUUAAAUUUACUGAAAGCACAAGCUAAAAUGGCUAAAAACAAUCACAUUCACUACCAUGAGAAGCACAAAGAGUUAGGUCAGAGCGAGAUAAAUAGAGUACAGAGUUUUGGUAUUGGUGAGUAUUGCUAGUGCCACGAUCAUGCAGUUUCAGCUGUGUGUUCAUAUUGAAGUGUGUGUGGGAAACGCUUCCCGAUUGGUCACUGGCGGGGAAAGGAUCAGUUGACAAAGAGCGAGCGAGUGAAUUCGACAAAGUCGAAAGCUGACGGCAGCUCGCGGCCCUUGCUGUCGAGGUAGGGCUUCAUGUGUGACAGACAGUAGUCUGCCUGCUCUUUAGUCAGGUUCUGAAAGAAAGAAGGCAACAAUGAGACCACCACUGAUUACCUGAUACUGACACACUGAGCAGAACAUGUCUGACCUGGUAGAGCUCCUCUUUAGUGACGUAGGGUUUGUUUUCAGCGCUGAGGGCUCGGAAGGCGCUCUCGAUCUCCUCACUAGACUUGACGUUCUCAGUUUCACGGCUGAUCAUGAACGCCAUGUACUCCUGCAGCGACACGUUUCCAUCCCUGCAGACAGUUCUCACAGUCAGGAAACAUACUAGCUUUCCUCCUCAUAGGAAAGAGCAUAUGCUACAUUUAAAUGCUGCGCUAAUGAAGAACUGGAAAAGAUUUGAGAUCAAAUAAUGAUCCAAUAAUGAUGCCGAAGGAGACAGCGCUGUAAAGCAGAGUUUUCUAAUGUGUUUGCAUCCUGUUCGUAAGAGUGGUAACAUUACAGGUCUUGGAAAUUGAAACCUCAGCAGGGGACUGGAGGUCAGCUUGUGCUGGACACUAUAAUUGGUUAAUGUGAAGGUCUGUAACUCCUGCCAAGUUAAACUGGUAUCAUAAAAAUGAAGCAAACAUCCACUGAAGGAGACCUGUUCAGCAUGUCUGGCAGAGAAGAAAGAUUAAAACUGCAGUGCAACAAUUGUAAGAAGGUGAAUUUGCAGUGAGUGUGUGCUGUCUUCUAAGACACUGGUAAUUAAUAUGGAUUGGAUAAAUGAUCUCUAAACCCCACCCUGAAAUGCAACAGACCUAUUGGGAUCCACUGUGUCGAGUAUGGCCUCAAACUCAGGAUCAGGUUCUCCCUCUUCCACCAUGGGCAAAUCAUAGCCCAGUGAGCGGAGACAUGACUUGAACUCUUGGUGGUUCAGACGGCCAGACUUCUCUUUGUCAAAGUGUCUACAAAGAAAUGGGUAAAGAUAAGGAUUUUGACCUUGACACACAAAGACCUAAUGCAGUCAGGAGAGAGCGACUUACUUGAACAUCAUACUGAAUUCCUUCAGAGCCUCUUCUGUCACUCCAGUGGUAUUUCUGAAAGAGGAAGGAUAAAAAGAAACAUGCAUUUCACGCAGCAACUGUAAACGCAGUAGAGUGUUUGAGAUUCACAUCACUUCAGUGACAUGCAGUUACUGUUGCACUGUAUACCUGGCCUGUAUCUGUUGUUCCAGGUUGUGCUGCAUCCUCAUUCCCAGUUGGUCCAAUUGGUCCCACUGCUGGGCCAAGCCCACUGUGCUAUGCUCUGUAUACUUAUUGUCCAAGAUCAGUGCCUCUUCCAUAGCUGCACCCAAGUCCUCAAUCUUCUUCAGCUGGCUGCGCAUGGCACGGAUCUCCUGGUGCUUACGCUGUGCACACACACACACACACACCCCUCAAUAAAAGCUGCAAACAACUGUG
Molecule: messenger RNA, 3311 nt
Organism: Neolamprologus brichardi
Lineage: Eukaryota; Metazoa; Chordata; Actinopteri; Cichliformes; Cichlidae
Source: RefSeq, a predicted model, not a curated record